UCCACACUUCCAUCCAAAAGUCGGUCGACUCCGCCGACCAACUCAACAGGAACUGACGUCUCCUUUGUGCAAGUGGAUGGAAAAAUGCAGGCUGCAGGAAAAAUGGCUCCAAACACCGGACCACUGAAAGGUGUUUAAAUCUCCGCACGGCAACCCUUAGGGCCACACUGACUUGAAAGCCGUCAUACUCAUGGCUCCCUCUACUUGACAGAAUGGCCCAGACACAUAAUGCUAAUGGGUUCAAGAUGGAUGUCCCCAAGCCAAAGGGGGUUGUGGGUAAGGAGGAAGCCCUCCGCAUGGAAGAAGAGGCAAUGGCUAAACUGAAACGGGAUAAGAGACAUACGGUUUCAGUUUUAACUCCUUCAUCUUCCUCCAAACCUUCAAAGUUCUCCACGACUACUGCUGCUCCUCAGCCUUUUUCUUCUGCGAAUGUACCUGACAAGGACCUCAUCGACUUCCCAGAAACCAAGAAGCAAGCAGAGGGGGACAAGUUCAGGGAUAUCGAUGUGGACAAGCUGACUAACGCGGAACUUGAAAAGCUCCUACUGGAUGACAACUUUGGUGUAAACAGCAAAACGUCUCACCCCUCUGCGCUGCUGGGCUUCAACCUCAGUGCCUCUUACCCUGGUGGGAAUCCCUGUAGCUCCUCUCCUUUCCAGAGCAGUCAGUGGACAUCAGUUCUGCCCAGCCAGUCUAACUCUAGUAUGAGCACUCCAACCCAUCAACCCAGUCCGCUCUUCCCCUCGGCUCCCUUUCCUAAACCAGGCACAUUUCAAAAUGGCUUCACUCCACCCAUGUCGUCCUUCAUGGCCGUUCCGCCUCAGCAGCCAUCCUUCAUGGCGUUGCCUCCCAUCCAGGGUCCUGCAGCCAUGGUCUUCCCAAAACCAACCGUGGACCCGGAAAUGGCAAAACUGUUCGACAAGAUUGCAAGCACCUCGGAAUACUUGAAGAACGGCAGAUCCACCGGCAUUGAUGUGGACUGUUCGCAUGUCGGCGUGGCCUCCCUGACACCUAACCCACUGCCUCAACAGGCAGCAGUCACAGAGUCUUCUCACGUUGCCCCCUUUGAGUGGCUGGAUCUGGACCCGCUCACGAAAAGUAAAGCUGAGAACGAGCAAGUUUCCGUGGCGUCGGAAAGCGACGCUCAGGUUGUACCGGGAGUUUUCGCCGGGGACCCUUGGGAUGCCGUGCUCGAAACAGAAGGGAACAAUUCCGGUGGCAGAGGCAGCCCCAGUUUGGAGGGGAAAGUUUCACAGUCGGUCCGCGCACAGCACAGGAGAGCUUCAACAGGGGCACCCGUUGCUAGGAGCCACUCGCUCAAUAUCCCUGGAACGUCUUCCCAGCAGAAAGCAAGUAGUCAGGUAAGGGCACACAAGGCUAAUUUAGAGGCAAUUAACUUUAGGUAUUUGUAA
Messenger RNA from Xiphophorus hellerii (green swordtail), 1412 nucleotides. Its product is annotated as phosphatidylinositol 4-phosphate 3-kinase C2 domain-containing subunit alpha-like. The transcript is spliced from 2 exons. Bases 213 to 1412 code for a protein of 399 amino acids. Lineage: Eukaryota; Metazoa; Chordata; Actinopteri; Cyprinodontiformes; Poeciliidae. The record is from RefSeq and is a predicted model, not a curated record.